Capsicum annuum is the source of this 1361-nucleotide messenger RNA. Its product is annotated as guanylate kinase 2, chloroplastic/mitochondrial. NCBI's taxonomy places the organism in Eukaryota, Viridiplantae, Streptophyta, Magnoliopsida, Solanales, Solanaceae. The record is from RefSeq and is a predicted model, not a curated record. Bases 223 to 1128 code for a protein of 301 amino acids. Gene Ontology annotation, cellular component: cytosol. Gene Ontology annotation, biological process: purine nucleotide metabolic process. The transcript has a single exon. Gene Ontology annotation, molecular function: GMP kinase activity.
UAAGCACUCUUUCUUUUCUUUUCUUUAAAAAAAAUUAACUGAGCAGAUGUAGAAUUAUCCCUGUUUGUUCCACAUAUGAACAGAGAAGAAUUGGGAUUUUGGAUAAACCCUAACUGAAAUUCUCUUCUCCCAUCCAAAAAAUCUUCAACAAAUAGGCCCCCAUUAACUCUCAUUACAUCAAAUUCUCCAUCCACUCUCCAAAAUACACACCAUUUUCUCUCGAUGCUAUUUCGCAGGCUAUACACCUCCUUAACAAAUUCUAACCGCAACCCAUUUCUCCUCUAUCAAAAUCUCACAACCCCUUUUCCCAAUUUCCACUCUAACCCCUUUGUUCUCCCAACACCAACAAUCUUGAAAUCCCGCGUUUUUUUGUCCAAACGUUUUGUUUCAUCGUCAUUUCCUGCUAUGGCAGAAGGAAAAAGACCGACCCAUGUGCAUAUUCCACACCCUGAAAGUGCCGACAAAGCGGAACUGUAUAGAGCCUUAGAGGCUGCUGUUGGGUCUCCGUUUAGUUCGGAUGCAUUGGCACCUGAACCGCAUCCGCUGAUCAUUGUGGUUAGUGGACCUAGUGGGGUUGGUAAAGAUGCUGUGAUUAAUAGGCUUAGGGAAGUUAGGGAGAAUAUACAUUUUGUUGUUACUGCGACGACGAGGGGGAAGAGGGAGGGGGAGGUUGAUGGGAAAGAUUACUUUUUUGUGAGUAAAGAUGAGUUUUUGGGGAUGAUUGAGAGACAUGAGUUGUUGGAGUAUGCAUUGGUAUAUGGGGAUUAUAAGGGUAUACCGAAGGAGCAGAUUAGGGAGCAUAUGGCGAAAGGAUUGGAUAUAGUGUUGAGAGUUGAUAUACAAGGGGCAGCGACAUUGAGGAGGAUAUUGAGAAAUUCUGCUGUGUUUGUGUUUUUGGUUGCGGAGAGUGAGGAUGCGUUGGUUAAGAGGUUGAUUGAUAGGAAGACUGAGAGUAAAGAGAGUUUGCUUGUGAGAAUUGCUACGGCGAGGGAGGAAGUGAGGCAUAUGAAGGAGUUUGAUUAUGUUGUUGUGAAUAGAGAAGGGGAGUUGGAGAAUUCCGUGAAGUUGGUGGAGUCUAUUAUUGAUGCUGAGAAAGCUAAAGUGAGGCAAAGAACGGUAAAGAUUUAGCGAAUAUCUGGUUUCGAGUCUGUUUUUGAUUAAGUUGAGCUAACACUCUUAAUGUUUUCUUGUAUUCUAUUUAUGGAUUUAUGUAACUUUGUCCCGUCGUUGCAUUGCCAAGGAGACCAUUUCAAGCACAAAUAACAGAUUCUUGAUCAAAAUUGUUCUUGCUACUUUUGUUAAUGCUGUCUAGCCCUUGGUUGGUUGAAGUAGAUGAAAUGUUAUUUCUUGAGUUUGAUCCA